UUGACAUUUACAAGAACCUACGCAUUAGCAUUUAUAAAUCAAAUUACCACUCAUUGCCUAACCGAACUCUUCACCCAUCCACUUAAACGACAUUUCUCUCUGGUACACAGGCACAAGUUAAGGAAUCAAAUCUUCCACCGUCACCCCCGAAUUCAAAAUUUCGCCGGCCGCUCUUUUUGACAUCUCCCGCGCGCGGCGAUCUUACGGCGUUCCAACAGGCCAGCACAGAGUACAGACCUCCUACCUCCCGGGCCUUGCAUCCGGCGGUGGUGGUGGUCCGCCGCGUGGUGGCGAGGCCCCUCCCGCUGAUAUAAGCCGCUCACUAGGCGCCGCCACACAGACAGUCACAGAGAGAGCAGCCGAGGCGAGCAGGAGCCGGCGCAACGAAGAUUUUCUGCUCCUUGGCCUACACGUAUCGUACACACAGAGCGCAGCAGUUUGUCGAAUCCAGUGCUCCACUGCGCCGGGAACAGUUCACCACAUACUCAGUACACGGAUCGAGAAGGAGGAGAACCUACAAACGUAGUCAAAAUGAGGUUCACAACGACAAUAUUGGCGGCCUGUCUGUGCGUGGCGUUAGUCAGUUCCGUGCCGGUGCCGAACGAAGGCUUCCAGUCACAGGCUCUCGAUCGGCUGAUGGUGGUCGAAGCGGACAACGAUGCCGCGCUGAGGAGCAAGAGGACGAUCGGCCUGCUGCGACAGCUUUUCCCCGACGUAACCAAGGACGUGAACCCAGAAGCCAGUGAGAACAACCAGGUGGUUAGCGAGGCUGAAUCUCAGAGCCAAGCCGAGUCGCAAAACAACGAAGUUCGCGUACAGUUCGCCGAUGAGACUCCCCAGAGCAACAACGAAGCCGGCGAGGGUGAGCUCGCGCCGCUGGAAGACGUCGAGGCCAGCGACGACGAGAAUCGUAACAAGAGGUUCCUCAACUUUGGUUUCGGAGCGUCUGGUGGUAACGGCGGUGCCGGUGGCGGCAGCGGAGGCGGUUCAGGAAACUUCCUCUUCGACAUCAUCAGGCAAGCAGCGGACGGCGCGGCAAGGGCGGCCGGCACGGUGUACCGCGUGGUGGCCGGCACGCAGAGUCUGGGGCUGGGCCUGAGCGCGUCGCGCGACGUCGGUCCGGCCCCCGCGGCGGCGCCCAUGAUGCCGGCUGGGGCACCGAUGAUGCCCGCGGCGCCAGCUGCCCCGGCAGCCCCUAUGAUGCCCCCAGGAAUGAUGCCGCCGCCUGGAAUGAUGAUGCCUGCGGGGAUGAACGGCACCGCCAUGAUGAUGCCACCGCUGGUAGCUGGUAGUGGAAGCAGCACGAGCGACCCUGCGGCUGGCGCUCCUACGCCUGGACCCCAAACAGAGGCUGUUCCUGGACCCGUCACCAGGCUCUUCGUCAUCGCAAACCGAGGAAUCUCCAACCUCAUCCAGGAUCUCAUUCUCCGCCUGGCAGCCACGAGCGAGCGCAUCGUCAACUUUAAGGCGCGAUUGAUCACCUCCAUCAUCUAGAGUCGAGCGACGAUGUCCCCGACAAUCGUAGUCAGCGCCCAGAUCAAGUCCACGCAAGCUAGGCGAAAAACUGGAAGAUCCACGAGAGAAAAAGCAAAUUAGCGAGGAGAGAAGAGUGUUUCCGAGCACACGACACGGGAGCAGCUAGACUCGAGUUUUUCAUGCUGAAAAAAGCGCGGGAGUCUCGUCUUCCUCAGAGAGUCACGAGGAGAGUGGACCACGGGAACGACGACAGCAACGUCGCGCGCGCGAGGAUCAUUUCUAAUUAUCGAUUAUUAAUUCUGCCACUACGUCUCCCCGGAUUCACGAGGUGGCGGCGCGACGUUGCUCCUUGUGCCCGCGAGAUCCAGUCGUGGAGAAUGUUUUGUUGUGAGAGAAAGAAUGUGUGUGAGAGAGAGAAAGAGAGAGAGAGAGAGAGAGAGAGAGAGAGAGUUAGCCGAGGACGAUGGAUCCUCGAGAACCUUUUUUUUCCUUUUCGUAAAUUAUAUUAUUAAUGCCCUAUGACUUAUUUUUUAUCGACUCCGUCCAAUUGUCUUUUACUCUUCUACCGUUACUAUGCUUCUUUUUUUCUGCCUCAUCGCGUGCAGUGGAGAUUGUUUUGUUAUACGAGCUUUUGAGAAAUUGUCGGGAAAACUGGAGCACGAUUUUUUUUCUAUUUUUGUACUCGGUUUUUCCUGACUGUGUUUGGUUUUUAUUUAUAUAUGUUAGCCUGUUUUCAAAAGAUAAUUUUUUUUAAUUGUUUUUAAAUUACGACGAAACGCGUGAUUGACAUUCUAUUUUUCCGAUUUCCGCAAAAUGAUUUCCACAGAACCAUCUAUGCCUAUACUUCUUCAGCUUUUUCCUCCUUGUAGUUCGUUGCAUACUCUUACAUAGAAAUCGGUCGAAUCGUUUGAGAAUUUGUAUUCUACUUUCUUUUACCUUUAAUUUCUUCUUCUACUCUAUUGCUUCGCCUCAUUUCUUAACUUGGUUUUAGCUCUUAAAGUUUCAAGCGAUUCGACAUAAGUAUCGUGAAAAAGAACCACGUUUCCGUAUGCAACGUCGUGAAUAUCUAAUAACUGCCUUCUUCUACUUUACAUAAUUAUAUAUUGAAUCGUGCGCGCAAAUGAAGCGCGAGAGAACUUGUAUAUAGUCCCGCUUUCGGAUGCAAACACAGUGCCAGGCGUUGAUUGUUUGUUAAACGAGACGCGUCGAAGACGAAUUUUUUUUUUUUGUCACAGACCUGUACAUCGUUAGAGAAUCAAUGCAUUUCAAAUGAAUAUCUACGGAGAAAGUCGUUUCGAAAUUGUAAUAUUUUAUGGAGUUACGCAGUUUUGUUUUAUGUAAUAUAAAUCUUAUUAAUUUUUAAUAAAAAAACUUGUACAAUAAUCAUUGUUAAAGUUUUUUCUCGCUCGAUAUGCUAUACACGGCCGAACAUUGUAUUUUAUACAUAAAAACCUCUCCGACACUUUACAUUCCUAAAACGCUGUUGAAAUGUCUUUAUCAGGAUAAGGAAAGCGCGUUUUGUUGUUGAACAGGAUUUUUCAUUUAUGUCUACAGCUGCCGACUAUAAACAAAUACUUGAAAACCACAAUUAGGAAUUAAAAGGGAUUAAAGGAUCGAUUGUCUGUAUAAUACGUGCUCAGACCUUGCCCAGAAAAGAAUGUUUAAGUUUGCUUAAUCCGCGAUUUAUUUUUUAUUGUAAAGUUCGCGAUAAAUCAUUGUAGUUAUUUUACUUUAUGUCCUUGUGUCCUGCGAAUCGACGGAUGGGAUUUUGCAUUAAUUGUGUUGGUUUGGAUGGAAUCGCAUGACAAAGGAUAAUCUUGUAUGAAAUGUUUCUUCAUGUACAUCGACUUUGUUAUUUUGUAGUGUAAAUAAAUUUUAUUAUAAUAAGAAUUUUAAUACUAGUUUUUAUUUAGAAUAUUGCUACAUGCAGAGAGAAUCUAAAUAUCCUUGUAUAAUUUUAUCAUAACUGUAUUCCUAUAAUUUGGAUUAUGCUUUAUCAAUUGCAAUACUUAUAUUUUUGUACAAAAGUAUUGACUUUAUACGUUUUUAUCAAAAUUCAUUAAUAUCGUAAAGAAUCAAAAAGAUAUAUUCAAUACUUAUUUAAAAGAAAUCAAUUCACAUAUUUAUAUCACAUAAAAAGUUCGAUAAUAUUUUAUUAUACUGCAAAAGUAUAGUUUCAAACUUACUCUAGACAGUGAUUACGGGUAAAUUUGAGUAUUAUUUACGAAUCGUAGAAUUUGUCUAUCAUUGUUACAAUUAUUAAAUUCGUUGUUAUAUUAUUCAUAGUCUUAUGGAUAUAUUAUCAACAAAUACGUAUAACACAUCGUUAUAUUUUUCAUUUCUGUGUUUGGUCAAUUAUUUGAUUAUAGUAAGAGCAACACUUUUCAAUUCCAUUUAUCGAAUCUCGCCAAAAAUUAUUUUAUUAUAUAUAUAUAUAUAUAUAUAGUGUUCUAUAUAUAAGCACACUAUAACAAUCGAGUAGAAAUU
Messenger RNA from Nasonia vitripennis (jewel wasp), 3963 nucleotides. RefSeq names its product translation initiation factor IF-2. The coding region runs from base 532 to 1494 and encodes 320 amino acids. Lineage: Eukaryota; Metazoa; Arthropoda; Insecta; Hymenoptera; Pteromalidae. The transcript has 7 exons. The record is from RefSeq and is a predicted model, not a curated record.